Haliotis rubra (blacklip abalone) is the source of this 2890-nucleotide messenger RNA. Its product is annotated as V-type proton ATPase subunit D-like. Bases 41 to 793 code for a protein of 250 amino acids. NCBI's taxonomy places the organism in Eukaryota, Metazoa, Mollusca, Gastropoda, Lepetellida, Haliotidae. Gene Ontology annotation, molecular function: proton-transporting ATPase activity, rotational mechanism. The record is from RefSeq and is a predicted model, not a curated record. Gene Ontology annotation, cellular component: proton-transporting V-type ATPase complex. The transcript has 7 exons.
CACGUGACGUACCAUAUGACCACCAUCAUACAUCAACAAGAUGGCAACCAAAGACAGAUUGAACAUUUUCCCGUCUCGGAUGGCCCUGACCAACAUGAAGGCUCGUCUGAAGGGAGCACAGAAAGGCCACAGUCUGCUGAAGAAAAAAGCUGACGCCCUCACACUGAGGUUCAGGGCCAUCCUCAAGAAGAUUAUCGAGACCAAGAUGUUGAUGGGAGAUGUGAUGAAAGAGGCUGCCUUCUCUCUGGCUGAGGCCAAGUUCACAACAGGAGACUUCAACCAUAUUGUCCUGCAAAACGUCAACAAAGCUCAGAUCAAAGUGAAAAACAAGAAGGAGAAUGUGGCCGGUGUGACUCUACCUAGCUUCGAGCACUACCAGGAUGGGGCUGACUCAUAUGAGUUGACGGGUCUGUCUCGUGGUGGCCAACAGAUCGACAAGUUAAAGAAGAACUACGCUCGUGCUAUUCAGCUGUUGGUGGAGCUAGCCUCCCUACAGACGUGUUUCGUCACCUUAGAUGAAGUCAUCAAAAUUACCAAUAGAAGAGUCAAUGCUAUUGAACAUGUUAUCAUUCCACGAAUUGAGAAAACUAUAUCAUACAUCACAACUGAAUUAGACGAACGUGAGAGAGAAGAGUUCUACAGACUGAAGAAGAUCCAGGAGAAGAAGAAGAAGUUGAAGAUAGCUGCUGCAGAGCUUCAGGCCAAGCGGAAGAAGGAGAUCGGGCUGGAGAACCAGCAGGCAGCUGAUCUGCUGGCAGAUGACCAUGAUGAAGAUCUGCUGUUCACCGACUAGUCCCUGCUAUAGUUGCUGUAUGUUAACGAGGAACAUGUUCGGGUAGGGAUGAGUACCACUUGUUUGGAAUGGAAGGUCAUUGAUUUACGAAUGUUACUGCUACUUUUUGUUACUAACUUUUGUUUUGGUUUUUAACUACAUGGCAUUUUAGUCAUAUACAGUCCAUGUAAAUUGGAAAUUCUGAACUGCUGUAAGAUCUAAAUGUAUUAUGAAAUUAAAGGGCGAUAUUUGCAGUAUUUAAAUGUUCUGUUUGACCAAAGUGUUGUUGAACAGUUUGUAAUUUUGGAUUCCAUAAACGAUAUUUGAUUAACAUUCGAACCAGUGAGAACAAAGUGAAAAUGUAAUGGCUUUGAAUUCAGAAGUUAUAACUUUUUCUGGUGAAGGAAACAAGAUAUUGGAAAUAGUUCUUGUCAGAUGUAGGAAUUUUGAACUGUGAUUUUCAUAUUGCUUGAGAUGACAUUAUCCAUCAGUAAAAUAAACUGUGAUAAAAUGACUAUAUAAUCUUGUUUUUCACAGAAACUUUACUGAAUUAUGUUUGAGAAUGUUCCCAGUAAAUUUAUUUAAAUGUUAAGAGUAACUUCAGGUUUACUUGUUUAUAUUUCUUUAUUGUCAAGUUUGUGUUUUCAAUGUACUUACGUAAACUAACGAUACUGAUCUAGUCAGGGUCAUCCGACAGCAGUAAUUUCAGUGUAAAUUUCUGUUAAAUAGGUGUUAAGUCUGUUGCCUAAAAAACAAUCUCAGAGUUAAAACUUGUUCUGUCCUUGUUCUAUAAAGAUGGAGUGAAUGAAUGAAAGAUGCUUGUGACAUAUCCAUGAUGGCAGUAUGAGGUUUAUGUUAUCAUUGUAGCUAUAGCAUGUAUAUUACUAUUAGCACAGCACACAGUGUAUUUAUGUAACCAUGGUAACUGUAAACAUGUCUGUAUAUGCCGGAGUGGAAUGAUUCUUGUCAACAUGGCUGUGAUGGUGGACAUUUUGUUGAUUUUGUACUGUGAAUAUGAUAUGUAUUGUAUAUCUGAGGAGUCAUUGCAACCUUGUUAACUACGGAGCUUCAUCUAAUAAAGACUAUCAGUCAUCUUUUUGGCGAUCAAAUUCUACGAUUGGCAACCAUGAAUUAUUCUUGUGUCAAAACAUUGAUGGCUACUAUGUUUUCUUGUGUGUAUUACGCAUGUUUCUUUAUUUGACAAAGUAUUUCCUGUUUCACAUUUGUUGAGACUGCGAUUAUCAUGUCGCGCCGUCAUAAACAUCGGAAACAGCAAAUAUAUGUUAGAGGCAGAAUCAUUAUUAACAUCUGUUCUAAUAUCUACAUUCCGGCUUGUCUCAUGCCAUGGGGCUCUAGGUAUUUGUGAUAGUCCACAAAACUCCAAGAUAACAAGGUUUCACUGUAAAAUAUGCUGUCGAUAGAUUGAACAACAUGCAGCUUCACACCAGAAAGUUUAAAAAUUAUGGAUUCAAUUUUAUGUAUAACCAGGGGUAGGUAGUAAGUUUUGGUUGAAGGUGUGUAGGUUAAUAUGGUGAUAAAAUGUCCUCAGUGAUUCUUAAAGGAUGGCCAGAGUAUUCACCAAUACUUGAAGCAUCCUUGCCAAAUCAGAUUGCAACUGAUCAAUCAUGUCGCUCAGUUUCCUGUGGGCGUUUAGAGAUUGUAAUCUAAAUCUGGGGUUGUAAGUCAGUGCAACAUGGAUGUUUAUGUGUUAUGUCUGCACCACCAAGGUACAGAUAUAAAGACUAUGCUGAAAGUCAGUCAUCCAUAGUGUACAGAUGGUUCUGUAGGGUCUUCCUCAUUCAAGCACUUCUAAUCCCAAUCUCAGUGUCAUAGUGUUUUGUAAUGAUCAUUUGCCCAUGUAGCAAUCUUUUGGGACGGUAUUGAAAGACUGAUUUGUCAAUGUUGACUUGUCCAUUGAGAGAUCUGUUAAGUAUUUGUUAUUUUAUAAUAUUUGUUUCAUCUUGAUGUGCUUCUCUGUGUCCUAGCAACAGGCCAUGUUGGGAGCAGGUAUGGAGCUAGUGAUGCUAGUUAUAAAGGCAUGGACUUUAUAGAGGAUGUAGUCAGCAUGAUUCAAGCCCGAUGAUCAACCAGAAAUAAAUCAACUAUGAUACAAUCAAA